Molecule: messenger RNA, 276 nt
Organism: Paramecium octaurelia
Lineage: Eukaryota; Ciliophora; Oligohymenophorea; Peniculida; Parameciidae
Source: the annotation of a GenBank genome assembly
AUGUUAUCAGAAGAUAAUUGUCAUCUCUUUGAUUAGCAUAGGCAAUCUAUGAAAACUCACUUAUUUGGACCUGAGAGAAGUUUAAACAAAGUAGUAGCUAAGUAAUUGGAGGAUGAUUUUAAGAAAAAGUAGUCGGUUUCUUUUAAGGAUGAAGAUGAUAUCUUCAUCGUUGAAAAUUGGAAGGAGUAUAACGUAGAUGUGAGUAGUUCAAAUUUCCUUUAGAAAUAAAAACAGAAAUCUAAUUCUUAAUGUUUCAAUAUUUGCACUACUUUUUGA